This is a messenger RNA of Phytophthora infestans T30-4, 3603 nucleotides long. RefSeq lists its product as uncharacterized. The transcript is spliced from 5 exons. NCBI's taxonomy places the organism in Eukaryota, Oomycota, Peronosporomycetes, Peronosporales, Peronosporaceae. The coding region runs from base 1 to 3603 and encodes 1200 amino acids. The record is from RefSeq and is a predicted model, not a curated record.
AUGGAGUCGCUGUUCGUGCGGUCGCUAGCGCUGGGAGCGGCGACGGACGACACACAGACGCUGGCCAGCGCAUCGAGGACGACGGCCGACGCAACGUUUGCCGUGGCUAGCGGUCGAGAGGGUGUGAUCCGCGUGUAUGCGGCCUCGUGCUCGGCACUGCUACACGAGUUCUCGUGUAUCCACAGUCGUGUGUACACGCUGCACUACACAAGCUUUUCGGACAGUUUGGUGACACUAGAAAGCGACGUGAAGGGGGAUGACGACGAUGAGGACGCCGAGACCUUCCUGUGCGUCUACCACGACUGGCGCGAGCGCAAAAUGGUGCGCGGCUACACAUUGCCUCUAGGCGUGUUGGAGAGCCCAUCAUCCAACCGCAAGGCGGACUGCGUGGCCGUGUGCAGCUUCACAGGCCGCGUUGUAGUAGCAAUGGGUUCAGUGCUUAACAUCUGGCAAUGUAGCCACGGCUUCUUCGAACACGUCAUGGAGCUUACGGUGGACAUGGCACAGCGUCACGCCUUCCUACAAGUCGAGUACGUGGCUAUCCAUGGUGUCUAUGUUGCCUUUGCGUCACAGACAGAGGUUCGGGUCAUGGAGAUCCACGUUAGGAGCUCCAACGACGUCGAGGAGGCGCCGAAAGUGGACGCAGGGCUGGAAAAGACACUGACCAUCGAGGACCACAAUGGUAAACAAGAAGACGGAGACGGAGUACCUCCAGACUCGUCACAAUGUGUGGAGAUCUCGAGUUUUGAAGACUUGAACGCAUUUGUUGAGGUUCCAGUAUCGUGCUCAGCCUACAGCACAGUAGAAGCCGAUACAAGACGUGAACAAGAUGAACGACGGAUCUUUGACGAGCAGGAACAAACGCCCAUGGUACUGGGACGCAACGAAGCUCAGCAGGAAGUGUGGAACCUUGCAGGGCUGGUAAAAAGCCAGGAUAUUCGUACAAACCAAGCCAUGUCGUACUUUAUCGGAGAGGACGACGUGAGUGUGCUGCUGCAACGCUAUUUGCCGCCGAAUCACAGUGUUCGAUCACUCAAGUUCCUCCCGGAGACCAUCGACAACAGAGUUUGCGUCGAGACGAGGAGCUACACGCGUCUACUGGUAGCGACGGACAAACAUGCUUUUCUGUAUUAUUUCUUGUCGGAAGAAGUCGAUUCCACCAGGAAGAAAAUGUCCAAGAAAGUGCUGGGCAAGGGCGAGCGAACAAAGUCGAGGGGUAUGCACAAGCCGAUUAAAAUGGGGAAAGUUGUGGUGGGACAGAGUCGAGACUCGUUUACAAGUGUGGAGAGCGAAGACGAAGAAGACGGCGAAGCCGACAGCUCGACGGAGUCUGGGCGUGUGGUGAUGCACUACACCUUCACGUCUGCAGUCACUAGCAUCACAGCCAACAGCUCGUUUCUGUUUGUUGCGACGCUGUCAGGCCUACAAGUCUGGUCCAUUUGGAGUCCGUGUCACUUCAUGGCCGCCAGUCGCGCAUUAAGCAAGUCGCUAGUGCCUCAGCCGUCGCAACCUCAACUCCUGUGCACACAGCCUAUCCCAUACCCGGUAUCUCAGCUUGCUGCACUAGAUUCGUACGUUGUAUUACUACCGCAAGUAAGUUCGUUGGCGUAUCGGCAUGAUAUCAUGCACAUGGCUAGUCUCGCUGCAGCUGAGCGUCUUCCAGAGGCUGAGUUUGAACUGCGUCCGCCUCUCGACAGUACAGAAGACCAAUCUCAACGUAGUAUCCUGAUUUUCCAGCAAAGUCCGCCGUCUUUGGUCUUUUCGUAUGUGCGGCAAGGCGUGUUGUCUACCGAUGGCGACAUGAAGCCGUUCCAGAUCGACUUAUUGCUCAGUUUGUUCUCAUUGUAUCGCUAUCGUGCUGACGUGGGCUCCGAUCUGCUUCGUCUUGCCUCCAGUAAUGGUGCUACUCGAAAAGAAGCGGCUGUCUCGAUAUCCGACCGAAAGGAGGAGCUGGCUCUUGAGCUUGAGACGAAGCUAUACGACCGUCUCGCUGGGGAAUGUGCAGCUGUUCUGGCGGCAGUUUUCAUGUCGAAACACCAUCGCAACUUAGAGCGCGCUGCGCUCUUGUUUGUUGCGUCGAACGUUCCUUCGAUUGAAGUGAUGCAGCGACUUCAGGCGAUCGUUGGGAUAGUGGACCGCUCGGAGGUUAUCCGAGCAACGGGGAAAUAUCUCGAGGCUUUCGUGUUCCCCCCGCCCGAAUCGCUUGCUGACGUUUGUGCCCCUCAACAAAAGCAAAAGGCAAGUGCCGAUGACGCGAAGUUCACGAGGAUUGUGUUGUUGCACUAUGGCAAAUACUUUCCCGAACAACUUUCACGGUUGAUUGUGGACUCGUCCUUGAAGUGGACACUGGAAGACAUCGCAUUUGCGCUUGAGAAGUUGGAGGAAUCGUCGAGCCACAGCGUCCUCGUCAAAAUUGCAAGACUUGUAUUACAGUGCUCGCAUCCCAACAUGGUGGCGAUAGUGGACGAUUUGUUGGUGAACCACGUAGAUGCGCUGAUCCACUUGACAGUGACACAUCCAGACCUGCUUGUUCAAGAGGUAACGAUCGAUAAGGGCGGGCCAGGCUACACCAGACACUUCUCCAGCUCGAAAUUAACCAAGGCACUUCUGGAGAAGGCUCCGUCAAGAUACUUGGACAUCUUGGAGCGGAUUUUCAACAACGCAAUCGGCCGCCAAGAAACGAUUCAGUCCACGUUAUUGUUUUGCUUGACUGCGAUUGGCGAUGCCGCAGCGCCAUCAGCAUCAAAAAUUGCUUCGAGUGGAUCGUCUUCGUCCGAUGACCAGGAUACGGCAUUCGUUCCUGAUCAGGUGCUUGUCCUUCGCUUCCUGGUGUUCGUGCUUCAGAUGUUCCCGACGCUUGAGCAGUUGAGUGAGAGGGAGGAAGUACAAGACGACGAAGAAGAUCUGCAGAGUGCCAAGGCGGCGGUGGCGGCAGAGUUGACGCGUCUGUGUGUCAAGUUGUGCUCUUGCUUCCACGGGUCACAGAAUAGCGACGACCACGGGCGUGUGGAGGCGACUGUGUGUGAUCUGUUUGAGCCGAUAGUCUCACAAUCAGCUCCUCAUGGGACUCUCCCGGGAUGGGUGCAAGAGUACUUGAAGACGCGCUGUCUGCCAGAGACGCCAAGACUUCGCAGAACCCUGGAAUAUCUUUUCUAUCAGGCGCUGGGACUGCUGCAUCAGAAGGCCUUAAUUCGCCCUCAGGACGUUCUAUCGGUGUACCAAAACGAUUUGGCUGCUCUCGUUGUUCUCCUCACUCUGCCUCGCGUUUCCAGAACGGUGGACGGAUUGAAACUCAUCGCACAACGUGCCGACUUCAUUAACUUAUUCUUGCCGUACGGUAAGAGCUUCUGCGUUACACUGGAUGAGUGGCGCUUCUUGAUCAGCACACUGUCGUCCAUUUCCGAGAAUGCAACAGAGAGCGCGAUCCUGGAGAAUAUUCUCAACCACGUGUGCUUGACUCUCAGCCCUGAAGACUUGCUCCAGGUUCUACCCGACGACGGGGAUAUAGCGCUGUACAUGUCGACGAUAGAGGUCAGUAUGCGGUUGGACCAGGUCCGCGAAAAGCAGCGAGAUAGUCGGCUCCUGAAUGCCGUCGCCGGUUAA